CUUCUUAUCCGCGUGCCUACCUGUAGUUCUCUGCUCUGCCAUUGUGGGGCGCUACAAGCCUUACAUAAUCAUUUACAGCACUGUGAGUUCUCGGUUAUGGUUGAUUCCACAGGACAGUAGAUGCUGCAGAUCUGGUUUGCAGUUAGAGGAAUGUAAAAAAAAAACAAAAGCCAAGUACAAAUGUGUUAUUACCAGAGGGAGCAGUUAGAUUUAUUUUUUUUUGUCAGAAAAAAGGUUUUGCCCUCCUAGAAGCAAAGAAAUGAUUGGCCGUGAAAGAUGGCAGUGACCAUGAAGCUGAUGUUCUUCAGAUUUGGCGUAGUCAUCACUCUCAGUCACACAGACACUGAACUCUUGGUGCUUGGAUCAAGGGCAGAGAUGGGAGCCUGGGACCCGCAGUUUGCCGUACCAAUGAAGCCCACACGAUGUCCUCUGUCCACUAUUGAGCCAUCUCUCUGGGUGGGAGAGGUACUAUUGGAGGAGCCAUUCACUAACAAAUUUUGGUUCAAAUUUAUCAAAAAGGAAGCUGGAGUGUUAAUUUGGGAAGGUAAUGGACCACACCAUGACCGCUGCUGUGUUUACGAGGAAAGUAACAUAGUAGAUGGUGUUUAUUGCGAUCCAAUAGGGCAUUGGAUUGAAACCACUGGACAUACUGGAAUGAAGCACACCACAGACUUCUACUUCCACAUUGCAGAUAAUCAGGCCAUGCAUUUCUCUAGAAUACUGCCUAAUAUAUGGCUUGGAAGUUGCCCUCGGCAGCUGGAGCACAUUACGAUCAAGAUGAAACAUGAAUUAGGAGUGACUGCUGUCCUGAACUUCCAGACAGAAUGGGAUGUUAUUCAGAACUCCAAAGGCUGCAAUAAGUAUUCUGAGCCCAUGAGUCCAGACACCAUGUUCAGGUUAUAUAAUGAAGCUGGAAUUACAUAUAUAUGGAUUCCUACACCUGAUAUGAGUACAGAAGGUAGAGUUCGGAUGCUGCCACAAGCUGUAUAUCUUUUAUUUGGACUUUUAGAAAAUGGCCACACUGUGUACGUGCACUGCAAUGCUGGUGUUGGUAGAUCUACGGCUGCACUGUGUGGUUUUCUCAUGUAUGUGAUUGGUUGGAGUCUCAGAAAAGUGCAGUACUUUCUAGCAUCAAGAAGACCGGCUGUGUACAUUGAUGAGGAAGCCAUGAUGCGUGCUGAGGUAGAUUUCCAUCAGAAGUUUGGUCAUCUCCGUUCUACAGUGUGUAGAAUUUAGUUUAGAGUAGUCACUGCAUUGACUAUAGAGAUUUUUUUGUUUGCUUGUAUACAGUACAUUUGGAAAGUCUUCAGACCCUUUAACUUUUUUCACAUUUUGAUGUGUCGUGGCCUUGUGCUAAAAAAAAAAAAAAGUUUUUCCCUAACCAAUCUGCACUCAUCCCAUAAUGACAGAGGGAAAACAGAAUUUUUCUAAUUUAUUAAAAAGGAAAAACUAAGAUUUCACAUGAACAUAAGUAUUCAGACCUUUUGCUAUGACAUUUGGGAUUUAGCUGUAGCAUUUAUCAU
Bufo bufo (common toad) is the source of this 1523-nucleotide messenger RNA. It is a transcript of the gene EPM2A, whose product is annotated as EPM2A glucan phosphatase, laforin. NCBI's taxonomy places the organism in Eukaryota, Metazoa, Chordata, Amphibia, Anura, Bufonidae. Gene Ontology annotation, molecular function: protein tyrosine phosphatase activity; starch binding; carbohydrate phosphatase activity. Gene Ontology annotation, biological process: protein dephosphorylation. Gene Ontology annotation, cellular component: cytoplasm; nucleus. The record is from RefSeq and is a predicted model, not a curated record.